This is a messenger RNA of Linum trigynum, 2289 nucleotides long. NCBI's taxonomy places the organism in Eukaryota, Viridiplantae, Streptophyta, Magnoliopsida, Malpighiales, Linaceae. The record is from the annotation of a GenBank genome assembly.
AUGGGUGUAAAGGUCACUUCAAUCAUUGAACAUGCCAUAAAUGUUUUGGCUCGCAAGGAUGACAUUUCAAGUAACAGGGAUGAGAAGGAUGCCCUUUGGCAAGUUGAUAUGGAUCUGAUGGAUGUUAUUUUCACAAGCCUUGUUGAAUACCUGGAACUUGACAGCGCUUAUAACAUUUUCAUUUUGAAUCCCAAGCAUGACCUGAAGAGAGCUAAAUAUGGCUAUCGGAGAGGUUUAUCAGGGUCAGAAAUCGAUUUCCUGAAAAAGGAUGAAAAUCUACAGACUAAGAUUUUGGAGUCUGGAACUGUUCCAGAAAGUGUCCUUGCAUUCGAAAAGAUCAAGAGACCUUUAUAUGAAAAGCAUCCUAUGACGAAAUUUGCUUGGACAGUUGUCGAAGAUACUGAUACGGCUGAAUGGUAUAACAAUUGUCUGGAUGUGCUCAAUAAUGUUGAAAAACUGUACCAAGGGAAAGACAUUUCUGAAAUCAUCUUGAGCAAAGCUUUGCAGCUUUUGGAAGGAAAGAAUAAAUACAUGAAGCUUCUUUUGGAGAAGGAACUAAAAGCUGGGGACCUUGCUGGAUUUCAACCAGAAUGUCUCACUGAUACCUGGAUCGGGAAGGACAGGUGGGCGUUCAUUGAUCUAUCCGCUGGCCCUUUCGCAUGGGGUCCUGCUGUUGGUGGGGAAGGUGUUCGUACAAAACUUAGUCUUCCAAAUGUGGAAAAAACAAUUGGUGCUGUUACAGAAAUUUCUGAAGAUGAAGCUGAAGAUCGCUUGCAAGAAGCAAUCCAGGAAAAAUUUGCAAUAUUUGGUGAUAAAGAUCAUCAGGCGGUUGAUAUCCUUCUUGCUGAAAUUGAUAUCUAUGAGCUUUUUGCUUUCAAGCACUGUAAAGGAAGAAGAGUUAAGCUAGCACUUUGUGAAGAGCUUGAUGAGAGAAUGAGGGACUUGAAAAAUGAACUUCAGUCCUUAGAAGGUGAAGAAAAUGAUGAGAGCCCUAAGAAGAAGGCCAUGGAGGCAUUGAAACGUAUGGAAAACUGGAAUCUUUUUAGCGAUACCCAGGAGGAUUUCCAGAACUACACUGUUGCACGAGAUACAUUUCUUGCACAUUUAGGUUCAACUCUUUGGGGAUCUAUGAGACACAUAAUAUCACCUUCAAUUGCUGAUGGUGCAUUUCAUCACUAUGAGAAGAUAUCAUUUCAGUUGUUCUUUAUAACACAAGAGAAAGUUAGGACCAUUAAACAACUCCCUGUGGAUCUCAAAGCUAUCAUGGAUGGGCUAUCAUCUUUGUUAUUACCUUCGCAGAAACCUAUAUUCAGCCCAAACUUGUUAUCACUUUCAGAGGAUCCUGCUUUAGCCAUGGCUUUUUCAGUGGGACGACGAGCUGCAGCUGUCCCGCUCUUGCUUGUGAAUGGAACUUAUAGGAAAACCAUUCGGACAUAUCUUGACUCCUCCAUUCUUCAGUAUCAGUUGCAGAAGCUGAAUGACCAUGGUUCUCUAAAAGGAGCACAUGCCCAUACCAGAUCUACACUUGAAGUUCCCAUCUUUUGGUUUAUUCAUGGAGAGCCAUUAUUAGUUGACAAGCACUAUCAGGCAAAAGCGCUUUCUGAUAUGAUCGUUGUUGUUCAGUCAGAGCAAUCAUCAUGGGAAAGUCAUCUCCAGUGUAAUGGGCAAUCACUCCUGUGGGACUUGAGAAGACCCAUUAAAGCUGCUCUCGCUGCUGUUUCUGAACAUCUGGCCGGCUUACUUCCUCUUCAUCUGGUCUACAGCCAUGCACAUGACACUGCGAUUGAGGACUGGAUAUGGUCAGUAGGAUGCAAUCCAUUAUCCAUUACAUCUCAAGGCUGGGAUAUCUCACAGUUCCAUUUGGAUACAAUUGCACGGAGUUACAUAAUCACCACCCUUGAAGAGUCUCUACAACUAGUCAAUUCUGCAAUACGCAGUCUACUCAUGGAAAGGACAUCUAAAAGUACAUACAAGCUCUUCCAUUCUGAAGAGAAAGAACUUGUGAACAAGUAUAAUAAUGUUGUCAGUUUGUGGAGAAGGAUUGCAACUGUUACUGGAGAACUGCGUUAUGUGGAUGCCAUGCGACUUCUUCUUACCUUGGAGGAUGCAACUAAAGUGUUUUCUGAGCAAGUGAAUGCAACUAUUGCUCUUCUGCAUCCAGUUCACUGCACAACAGAGCGGAAAGUGCAUCUGAUUUUCGACAUGACAACCAUUCCUGCUUUCCUUGUUGUUGCUGGUCUUCUGUAUGCCGUGUUGAAGCCAGGACGGGCCAAGCCUAAGAUUAACUAA